Molecule: messenger RNA, 1975 nt
Organism: Colletotrichum scovillei
Lineage: Eukaryota; Fungi; Ascomycota; Sordariomycetes; Glomerellales; Glomerellaceae
Exons: 2
Coding region: 692-1654 (320 amino acids)
Cellular component (GO): mitochondrion
Source: RefSeq, a predicted model, not a curated record
GCGGUAGUCCACUUUAUUUUAUCUCAUGGGACUCUACGAGCCCAGGGCUCUGCUAUUUUUUCCUUUCUGCCACGGACUACGGUCCCGUCCCGGGGGUCGCUUGCCUGACUCUGGGCUCCUCGAGACGGCCAUAAUUGGGCGCGUCGUGCCCGGCACCAAGGUCGCAAAAAAAGCUGCGUCCCGGGCUGGUCUGGUUUCUACUCUCUUCACUGCCCAUGGGAUUUGUGUCCAUAGUGUAGCUCUGCCAUUACCAUAGCUCUUGUCCUUUUUCGUCCUGGUCUUCCCUUGUUCUCUCUCUCUCCCAUCUUCUAGUAGACCACUUUCCCCAUUACCUUUGGUUUUUCCCCCGCCUCAUCCUUCCUCUUGAGGUCAACUCCCCCAAAAAGGAACCUCUUUCAUCCCAUUCGUGUGUGUCGUCCCGUCCUUGGAGAGAGCUUCCUUAGCUUCCCCAAAACUCCGACCUUCGCGACGUCACCCACGCCGAUACGUCACCUCCUCCAACCCCGAACCAGUCUAUUGACAUCACCCGUCGCAAACCGAACGUCGGGAAACCACCCGGUACAGCGCAAUCGCUGCCACCCCCCGCCGCCUGCGAAAUCGAUUACCAGGAAACCCAACCGAAGCAUCGUGAGAGCUUCAACCUCCAACUCCUCCGAAGCUCCAACACACAUACACACACAGCUACGCUCGCAUGGCGGAACGAGACUCAAGACCACAAGGGCUUGCCGCCGCCGCUGCCGCAUCCGCACCCGUCACCCCAGAGCUCAAGAUCAAACCCCCAAGUCCGCUGGCGCUGGCCCAAAAAGUCGACAUGGAGUCCAAAAUGGGCGAGGCAAAGUCAGAAUGGAACACCAAGAACCUGGGCUUCCGCCUCGGCACCGACUUCUUCAGCGCAGCGUGCGCCGGCACCUUGGUCGCGCCCCUGGUCUCCAUCAUUGACCGUUCCAUCAUGGAAAACGCCUCCGGCCGCCGCCCCCUAGGCGAAUGCGUCCGCUCCUGCCUAAAAGAACUCCUCCUCCGCCCCCACGCCGUCGUCUUCUCCAAACCCUUCGCCCUCAUCUUCGCCCUCUACGGCGGCACCUACCUCACAGCAAACACCCUCGACACCGCCGCCUCCACCAUCCACAACACGCCAGCCUCGUCCGUCACCUCGGGCACCGCCAAAUUCGCCGCCUCGAGCACGGCAAACAUCGGCAUCUGCAUGUACAAAGACCAAGUCUUUGCGCGCAUGUUCGGUCCCCCCGGCGCCACGCCCCGCCCCGUACCGAUGCUCACGUACGCGCUCUUCACGCUGCGCGACUGCAUGACCAUCUUCGCGAGCUUCAACGUCCCGCCGAGGCUGGGCCCCUGGCUGAACGAGCGGAUGGGCGAGGAGAUGAGGAAGAAGGUGAGCGGGUUGACCGUCGUGCAGUUCGCCGCGCCGGCCAUGGUGCAGCUCGCCAGCACGCCGCUGCACUUGCUCGGGUUGGACGUGUAUAACCGGCCCAACGCCGCUGCUACCCCUGUGUCGUGGCAGAACCGGUGGCAGUCCGUGGCUAAGAACUGGGGUAUCAGCACCAUGGCGAGAAUCUGCCGUAUCAUCCCGGCGUAUGGUGUUGGCGGUGUCGUGAACCGCAAGGUGAGGUUGAGUCUCAUGGACAGAGCGGAGAAGUGAAAGGAUCCGAGUACAUGAGCCUGUGUCCCCUUUUACCUCCUUUGGAACGUGGUUUUCCCGAUCAAGAGCUACCUGACGGGUGACCAGAUGACUUGUUUCUAUGUUUACUGAGAACCUCUCUCUUUAGCAAUGGUUCACAUGGGGCGGCGUUUCCGGGCUUUUCCUUUGGCAUUAGAUGGGUUCAAGACAUUGGGAGGCGGUACCAAACCCAGACCGCCGGGUUCAAGGAAACUGGGCAUCUUACAUAGAGACGACAGACCGGGAGAAACCCCCAAAGCACACACACACACACACACACACACACACACACACACACACACA